Molecule: messenger RNA, 1286 nt
Organism: Cajanus cajan (pigeon pea)
Lineage: Eukaryota; Viridiplantae; Streptophyta; Magnoliopsida; Fabales; Fabaceae
Product: transcription factor NAI1
Molecular function (GO): protein dimerization activity
Source: RefSeq, a predicted model, not a curated record
CGUAUCUCAUCGAUCACUAGUUGCCCCUAUAAUAUAUGCUCCUAUUAUUUUCCAUUUCGGAUAUUAAAUAAUAAAAAUACUUUCCGCAUAGUUUUCGAUUGAUACAGUGCAUUGCUUCACUCGCCUCACACCUUCACCUGCUAGAUCAAGUUUUCAUUUCCUUAACAUUAUUUCUCUCUCUCUCUCACUCACUCGUACACACACACUCCAUGUAACCCACCUCUUAUCCAUAUUCAUUCAUUCUUCUUCCUCACACAUCCUCAUCCAUUUUCUUUGCUCAAAAUUACUUAACCAAAUAUAUAUAGCCUUAAUUCUACUCCAAAACCGGUAAUUGAUCGAUGGAGGAGGAGUCGGGGGAAAAUUGGCCUUGUGAUUCUUAUUUGGAAGUGGGUGAUGACGUCAACGAGUUCAGUUUUGAUGAUGAAGAAUUUGGCUUUGGUGGUGGUGAUGAUGAGGGAGAUUCUUUUUCUGAGACCAUAGAUCCCAAGAUGACCGACACAAAGAAGAGACAACAAGAACUCACUAAGAGGUUUCUUGCACUUUCAGCCACCAUACCUGGCUUCAAAAAGAUGGACAAGACUUCCAUUCUGGACAAAGCUAGCAGCUACGUUAGACAGCUUGAGCAACGUGUGAGAGAGUUAGAGCAAGAAGUUCAAUCCAACAUUUGCAGCAAUAACAAUGGUUCCACCACCUCUAAUGAAGUGAAUUCUAACUACCAUUACAGUGAAGCAAAUGAAAUUUCCCCCGAAGUCAAAGUAAGAGUGUUACAGAAGGACGUACUCAUCAUAAUCCACUGUGAGAAACAAAAGGGCAUCAUGCUCAAAGUUCUCUCAUACCUUGAAAAUAUUAAUCUCUCUGUAGUCAACAGCAGCGUCUUGCGCUUUGGAAAAUCCACUCUCGACAUCACCAUCACUGCUCAGAUGGGUGAUGGAUACAAGAUGUCAGUGGAUGAACUAGUGAAGACCUUGAGAGUAGCAAUCUUGACUCAGUAGUCUGUGCUAAUUUACGUGCGAAACAAGUGCAUGCAUGAAGUACAAAUUGUAAUUCUGUUUGAAGAAGUGCUAAACACUCUUUGCACAUUCUUUUAAACACACUUGUUUUUUUUUUUGUUUUUUUUUUUUUUUUUUUGUUUUUUUUUAUUUUUUUUUUUCUGAUGGAGUGAAAUUCAUGUAAGUUACACCAAACAUGUAGGGGUCAUGGGUUCCAUACUUCCAUCCCUAAAUUAGUACAACUCACAUGAAGUCUAUCCGGUAAGAAAAAAUAUAUUAGAAAGAGUGUUAAAAAUG